UACAAGUCGGUCAGUACAUUGGUGCAUUGGUUUUCAUAUUUCAAUCAAACCAAAUACUAAGAUCUUUUAAUAAAACACUAACCAAAAAUGACAGCCAAUGAUCAAAAUGACAAAGAAGGUUCCGUCCAUAACCAAUGGAUUAUUGGUUUUAUUUCAACAACAAUGAUCCUCACGUACGGGCUGCAAAGCGGUUGGAUGUCGCCUACGAUCAGCAAGUUGCAAUCGAAACACAGCCCGGCCGGCCGGCCGCUCACCACCAACGAAAUCUCCCUUGUUGCUGGCCUGAUCAGCAUGACUGCAGUCACCACACCAAUCAUAUUCGGAUAUAUAGCCGAUUACAUAGGCCGCCGCAAAACGUUGAUCGCGAUAGUCAUUCCUCAGAUUCUUGGUUUUGCAUUAAAGUUAAUAUCAGCCCACCCGAUAUGCCUGAUGGUAUCGCAAGCCUGCUGCGGUAUCGCCGGCGGAGGCGUGUACUGCAUUGCGCCUACAUAUAUAAAGGAGAUUGCACAAGACUCCUUGAGAGGUGCUCUGGGAUGCUCUGCCAUUCUUUUACAGAGUCUUGGUUUGGUGAUUAUGUAUGCGAUGGGAGCAUACAUCGAAUACUACACGGUUCUCUGGAUCGUGAUUUGGCUUCCUGUUCUAAAUCUUAUCGCGCUAUUCCAAAUACCGGAGUCACCGGCGUACCUAGUAAAGACAGGAAAAGUGGAAGAAGCCACUAAAGUGAUGGCUUGGCUGAGGGGAGUUGACGAAGACCACAAAGAUGUAGAGCGAGACAUUUCUAUUUUACAAAAAGAAAUUAUGGCAUCGGAAAACUUUACAGAAAUCACAUGGAUGACUAUCCUAUCUGACAAAGCUUCACGGAGAGCUCUUGGGUUGAGCUUCCUUUGUGUGACUCUGCUGGACAUGGGAGGCAAUUAUGGCAUUGUCGCUUAUGCAUCAGUCAUCUUACAACAAGCGGGGGUGACAUUUUCUCCGGAGUUACAAGCACUAGGUAUCACUUCCCAUUCUCAUGAUGUUCGGGUCUUUACUAUCGGCAAUUACUAUUGAAAAAUUCGGAAGAAAGCCUUUAAUAAUGGCUAGUGCCGCUUUCACCGGAGCCCCCCUGGCUGUGUUGGGAGCGAUGUUGCUGGUGGUAAAGAACGGAGGAACCAUGCCACCAUGGGUACCGGUCACGUGUAUUGGGAUCUGCUUGUACGCUGCCGGGCAGAUGAUGUCUCUGCCAUCUAUAGUCAUCUCGGAAGUAUUUAGUGUACAGACGAGAACUAAAGUUUUCGGCCUCCUUUCAACCUACGGCUGGUCUCUCGCUGGGCUUCAAACGAUUCUAUUCCCCCCGAUCACAGAACAUUUCGGCAUGCACACUAUAUUCUUAACUUUCGCCGUAGUCAAUGCAAUAGGAAUUGUUAUUUGUGCAAUUAUCAUGCCAGAAACUAAAGGCAAGACUCUAACGGAGAUCAAUGAACUAAUAUUAGGCAGAAGAAAAUGAACUUGAGUAUCACAAUAAGUUCAAUUUCACCCUAGAUCCCGUAAAUGUUAUUAGGUUGCAACAGGGACGCAGCAAGCAAGCCAGAGUAUACCUAAAAGGUAUGAAUGGAGUCUGUUUUCAACUUUGUGAGUUUUAUGUACCUAUUGAUCAUACUGUGCAAGUCGCGGCUUGGCCAGGGGCGGCUCACUCCGCGAUUCUAUUACCGCGCUACAAGUACACCCUGGCGGCCGCGAGUUCGCGGCCUACUCAGGGGUGGCGCGCGUUCUCAUGGAAUGAACGUUCGCUCUUUCUAUUGUUACUGUACGUCGCGAGGUUUUUGUAAGCGAUGUCCGCGUGUGGAAUGCUAAUAUAUUUAGUUAAAUAGACAUAUUGAAUAAAAUAAAUAUCAUAGGACAUUCUUAC
Leguminivora glycinivorella is the source of this 1885-nucleotide messenger RNA. Its product is annotated as facilitated trehalose transporter Tret1-like. The record is from RefSeq and is a predicted model, not a curated record. Gene Ontology annotation, cellular component: membrane. The coding region runs from base 88 to 1047 and encodes 319 amino acids. Gene Ontology annotation, molecular function: transmembrane transporter activity. The transcript has 8 exons. Gene Ontology annotation, biological process: transmembrane transport. Lineage: Eukaryota; Metazoa; Arthropoda; Insecta; Lepidoptera; Tortricidae.